Molecule: messenger RNA, 1384 nt
Organism: Procambarus clarkii (red swamp crayfish)
Lineage: Eukaryota; Metazoa; Arthropoda; Malacostraca; Decapoda; Cambaridae
Product: keratinocyte-associated protein 2
Source: RefSeq, a predicted model, not a curated record
AAUAAGAGAAAAACGAGAAAAAGAUAAGGUGUAGGUGGCAGCUGGGAGGGCGGCGCGUGGCAGCCAGUGACCGGCCGCUGUCUGCUGCUCUUACACCCUCCUGCUGCUGCUCCUGCUCCUGCUCCUGCUCCUGCCUACGGUACACCAUGGGUGUGAGUACUGGAGCAUCCUUUGGCCUGGCCAUCUUGUGCUGCAUCCUGGUGUUCUCGGCGCUGCAGAUGUACAAGAACCAGCUGGGCUCCACGAGGCUCAUGACGCUUGUUGCUGGAUAUGUGGCAUCCUGGCUCUUCAUCUUCAUGAUAACUGCAUUGAGCAACUUGGAAAACAUUGUGUUUGGAAAGGGGUUCCAGGCGCGUGUGAUUCCUGAAGUAGCACUUUGUAUGGUGCUGGCCUGCUCUGCUGCGGGCAUGGUUCACAGAGUCUCUGUUACUGUUUGUUUGCUUUGUUCUAUGGUUGGAUUAUAUUACAUAAACAAGAUGGGCCAAACAAGUGCUGCUCCAGCUGUCCCCUCAGUGACCAGCUCAAAGAAAAAGAAGUAAAGUUUGAACUGCGUAAGAUGCGUGGGAGAGAUGAUCAGUAUGGCCCUCACUACUGUGCAUCACACUAAAUAUACUCCUCCUAACUUCUGUUUUUCAUUUAAGUUUCACAUUGAUGUGUUGGUAAAUACUAUAUGGCUUAUUGACGGUAUUUGUGAACACAUUAUAGCCAGCAUACAGAUAUAAAUAUUUUAAUUAAAAUGUGUACUUGCAUCUGGUCAUUCUAAUUCUAACACAGUUUAACUAGGCGAGUACAGUUUGAUUUGUAAUGGAAAUACAACUUUAUAUUUGAAAACUUUAUUGGGUAUCUUAUUGCAUUACUAAUACACAUCACAAGAAAACAGGCUGGUGAAAUUCUUAAUGUGUGGUAAUAAUGCACAUCUUACAAAGUUAUUUUUUUGUAAGCACAGCCUUAAAAAUAGACCAUUAUAAAUGCAGUACUUGUGACUACAGUAUUAUAUUUGGUAUUAUUAAUUAUACUCUCUUGUUGAAAAAUUUCAUUUGGUACCAUAGGAGUUAUCGUGGGUUUUGUUGAUGCUGAAUAGUGUUACAGAAAUUCUUUUAACUGCAGUGGAAUUUAUGAAUAUUUUGUUUGUAAUAAAGUCAGCACAUAAUGUGGCAAAUUAAGCUCUUAAUGAACAAUUGAAACUUUUAUGAAAAACUUUCUACAAAAAAUAAUUCCAUUAUUUUAUGAUAAUAUUUGCAGUGGUUAAAGACUGAUAACUGAAUUUUUUCCAAUAUUAUGGAUGAAGGUAUUUUUUUUAUUGGUGGCAAGCUAGGCCUGCCUUUGGGUAUUUUUGCUGCAUUCCAACUUGUUAAAGUUUUUGUAAUAAAGUGUAGCAAAUAAA